Messenger RNA from Daldinia vernicosa, 1105 nucleotides. Its product is annotated as clathrin light chain. Lineage: Eukaryota; Fungi; Ascomycota; Sordariomycetes; Xylariales; Hypoxylaceae. Gene Ontology annotation, cellular component: clathrin coat of trans-Golgi network vesicle; plasma membrane; clathrin coat of coated pit. Gene Ontology annotation, biological process: clathrin coat assembly; intracellular protein transport; clathrin-dependent endocytosis. Gene Ontology annotation, molecular function: clathrin heavy chain binding; structural molecule activity. The transcript is spliced from 3 exons. The record is from RefSeq and is a predicted model, not a curated record. The coding region runs from base 194 to 895 and encodes 233 amino acids.
CUGUAAUCUGUACUUCAUACAAAACAUUCAUACUUGAGGCUACAGCUUAAGCCUUGCAAGAGUGUUAAGACUUGUUCUUGCAUAUUGUUAAUUCUCCCAAGAAUCUCUACAUAACAACCUCGACGUACAUUGCUGGUAACCAGAAACCACCUACAAUCGUAUUUAAAAACCUAAUCGCAUUGCUGUUGUCAAUAUGGCAGACAGAUUCCCGUCGCUAGACGACUUUGAUUCUGGUGCCCAGACCGAGAUCCAAGAUGUCGGUUCACCAUCAGCCGACGAUUUCCUCGCUCGAGAACGCGCUCUCCUUGGCGAUGACGCCACGCAGUUUACCACGGGCAACGAGUCUGCGGCCCUUGCGGAUCCCUCAUCCGACGAUCUUCUAGGAGGCGGUGCCGAAAGCGCCCAAUUCGAGAGCCAAUUCCCUGAUAUCAACACUUCCAACGAGCAAGUCGCACCUGGUGGUACUAUCACUGGCCCGUCCGUCAGUUACAACUCUGGCUUUAACGCUUAUGUCGGGGAAGAAGAGGAACCUGAAGUCAUCAAGGAGUGGCGCGAAAAGAGGGAUGCCGCCAACGCCCGACGAGCCGAGCAGUUCGCCGCCCAGAAGGCCGAGACCAUCAAGGAGGCUCAACAGAACAUUGAUGAUUUCUACGAGAACUACAACAGCAAGAAAGAGAAGAUGAUCGCGCAGACCCGAAAGGAGGCAGAGGAAUUCCUAGCUAGCCGAGACGAUACCACUUCCGGCGGCACGAGCUGGGAGCGCAUUGCUAAGCUGGUGGAUGUGAGCGGUAAAGGCCAGAAGGGUGGUGCGAGUGGUUCGGGCAAGGAGCGCUUCCGUGAACUGCUGAUGAGCCUGCGCAAGGACGAGAAGGCCCCCGGAGCCGAAGGAUACUAGACAUGCCCUUAACACUAGUAUGCACGAAGAUGACCAACUAAUAGAAGUUACCAGCUAGCUGGUUUAUUAACAGCAAAUCGAGGGUGGAUUACUACUACCAACGUAGGCUGUACUUAGAGAAAACAUUCAUGUACGAGUAAAUAGCAGGCAUUUCAGAGGCUUCUUGUGCCUUGGGCGUAAUGGACUGAUUCACAUCAAAUUUUAUCAUCA